Molecule: messenger RNA, 612 nt
Organism: Saccostrea echinata
Lineage: Eukaryota; Metazoa; Mollusca; Bivalvia; Ostreida; Ostreidae
Exons: 7
Coding region: 1-612 (203 amino acids)
Source: RefSeq, a predicted model, not a curated record
AUGUCGGGAGGAAAUGUUGUUCAAGCUUUACAAACACUUUAUGAGUAUAUUGUGGCACACAUCAAUGCCCCGAGUAAGCCAUGCUGUAUUCAAGGUUUUAUUUCUGACUCACUGGAAGCUUUUGAUGGUGGAAUGUGGUGGAUCCCAAAUAUGAGAAGAAUGAAAGAGCGUAUCGGCUACUGUGAUCGACUUUGCAAGAAGUAUCUCGUUUUCGUAAUGGAAACUUCAGCGGGAGUGCGUCGCGUACCACACCUCAAUCAUCAUACUACUGCUCAAAGUCAUCCACCAUAUACUAACAAUAGAUCAACUGUCAAGCCAACCACAACGGUCUCCACAACAACAGGACAAGCUUCAACAACAACCAAACAAACAGUCCAAAAUACAACACUUACAGGUACCCGUUGUCCUUCCUGCGACAGAAAUCUUAACUGCGUUUGGUCUUACGUUUGCAAGGCGACACAAAGCUGCUUAGUGCGUUCGUUCCCAGGAUACCCAUUUUCUACUCACUGUGCUGAGAGACAAGACUGUUUACUUAUGAAGCAACUUGCUUCAAGUGGAGAAAUAUACUGUUGUGACGAUGAAUCUUGCGUACACAAGAUUUUAGGAGUGUGA